UUAGCAGGGAGUGUAACAAAAGUCUGGGAUUGCCGGCUCCUGGCUGUGUCAGGAAGAGAAAGCUUCAAUGGAUCCAGCUGUGUUCCUGGUGCUCAGUCUCUCCUGUUUGCUUCUCCUUUCACUCUGGAGACAGCACUCAGCGAGAAGGAAGCUCCCGCCUGGCCCCACUCCUCUCCCGAUUAUUGGAAAUAUCCUGCAGAUGGAUUUAAAGGACAUCAGCAAAUCCUUCUCUAAUUUCUCAAAAGUCUAUGGUCCUGUGUUCACUCUGUAUAUUGGUACAAAACCCACUGUGGUGUUGCACGGGUAUGAAGCAGUGAAGGAGGCGUUAAUUGAUCUUGGAGAGGAGUUUGCUGGAAGAGGCAGCUUCCCAGUGGCUGAAAGAAUGAAUAAAGAUCUUGGAGGGAUCUUUUUAAGCAGUGGAAACAGAUGGAAAGAAAUGCGGCGCUUCUCACUCAUGACCCUGCGUAAUUUUGGGAUGGGGAAGAGGAGCAUUGAGGACCGAGUUCAAGAGGAGGCCCGCUGCCUGGUGGAGGAGCUGAGAAAAACCAACGCCUCACCCUGUGAUCCCACCUUUAUCCUGGGUGCUGCCCCCUGCAACGUGAUCUGCUCCAUUAUUUUCCAGAACCGUUUUGAAUACACAGAUCAGGAUUUCCUUACUUUUUUGAAACUGUUGAAUGAAGGCAUCAAUAUUCUGAGCUCCCCAUGGAUACAGGUCUGCAAUAAUUUUCCAGUUCUCAUUGAUUAUUUCCCAGGGAGUCAUAAAACAUUUAUGGAAGAUAUGACCUGUAUCCAAAAUUUUAUUUCAGAGAAAGUAAAAGAACACCAACAAUCCCUGGAUAUGAACAAUCCUCGAAACUUUAUUGACUGUUUCCUGAUCAAAAUGGAACAGGAAAAGCACAACCAGCAGUCUGAAUUUACCCUUGAAAACCUGAAAUACACUGUAGGUGAUCUAUUUGCUGCUGGGACAGAGACCACAAGCACCACUCUCAGAUAUGGACUCCUGCUCCUGCUGAAGUACCCAGAGGUCACAGCUAGGGUCCAGGAGGAGAUUGAGCAUGUGAUUGGCAGACACCGGAGCCCCUGCAUGCAGGACAGGAGCCGCAUGCCCUACACGGAUGCUGUGAUACAUGAGAUCCAGAGAUUCAUUGACCUGGUCCCCACCAGUUUGCCCCGUGCUGUGACACGUGAUGUUAAAUUCAGGAACUACCUCAUCCCCAAGGGCACGACCAUAUUAACAUCACUGACAUCAGUGCUACACGAUGACAAAGAAUUCCCCAACCCAGAGAGCUUUGAUCCUGGCCACUUCCUGGACAAGAGUGGCAACUUUAAGAAGAGUGACUAUUUCAUGCCUUUCUCAACAGGAAAACGUAUUUGUGUGGGAGAGGGCCUGGCCCGCAUGGAGCUGUUUCUAUUCCUCACCACCAUUUUACAGAACUUUAGGCUAAAACCUCUGGUUGAUCCAAAGGACAUCAACAUCACCCCAGUUGUCAAUGGAUUUGCUUCUGUGCCUCCUCCAUACCAGCUCUGCCUCAUUCCUGUCUGAAGAAAACAGAUUGCCUGGGCCCAUCUCCGCCUUCAUCCACAACUCCUCUUCCUCUGGUCAGCUCCUUCUCUUUAUAGGAGAUGCUUUCUCAGACCUCUCCUCUCAUAUUCUUAUUCCUUCAAGAUCCACUUACCAUCCAACUUCCUUUAAGGAAAGUUUCCUGAAUUUUCACAAAUAAAAUAUAUGACUACCAUUCUUCAUACUCCCCAUACCUAUAUGCUCUCUAAUUUAAUACUUAUAUGAGUGAUUACUGAGGUUUCAAUGAAAACAGACCAAAACUUGGAAGAUAUUGUUAUGUGAAAUAAAACAUAAAUAAAAAACAGAAACUGCAUAAUGUAAUUUACAUCAAAAAAUCUGAAGUUUGAAGUCAUAGAAGUAGAGAGAAGUUCACUCGAAGCUGGGAUAGGGAUUGGAUUGGAUGAGUAAAGGUGAGAAGUUAGCUAAAACGCACAAAAGUUCAGUUAGUCUGGUAGAAGGAAAAAUUUCUAAUGAUCUAUUUGACACUGUGAUAACUAUUGCUAUUAAUAAUUCAUUGUAUAUAUCAAAACUAAUGUAACAGGUUUCAAUGUUCUCAUCACAUACAAAGAAUAAGUAUGUGAGAUAAUGACCAUGUUAAUUAACCUAUUUUAAUUAUUCUACAGGGAAUACAUAUAUCACAACCUAUUGUACUCUGUGUAAAAAUGUAUACUGUUUUUCAAUGAAAAACAUAUGGAAGUGGAUUAAAAUUAAAAGUGCAUAUUAAAACCAAA
This is a messenger RNA of Oryctolagus cuniculus (rabbit), 2292 nucleotides long. RefSeq names its product cytochrome P450 2C18. Gene Ontology annotation, biological process: xenobiotic metabolic process. Lineage: Eukaryota; Metazoa; Chordata; Mammalia; Lagomorpha; Leporidae. Gene Ontology annotation, cellular component: cytoplasm; intracellular membrane-bounded organelle. Gene Ontology annotation, molecular function: iron ion binding; oxidoreductase activity, acting on paired donors, with incorporation or reduction of molecular oxygen, reduced flavin or flavoprotein as one donor, and incorporation of one atom of oxygen; heme binding. The record is from RefSeq and is a predicted model, not a curated record.